AUGGAGAACGGAACUCGUGUUGGCGUUGGUUAUGAAUGGCCGUAUCGAAAAGCAUUUUUUAUUUUCAACAUUCUUGCCGGGUUCCUCUUCGUUAUCCUGCAUACUCAAAUGAUUUUGGUUAUAAUGCGUUCACAUUCUCUUCGAAAAUUAGCCGGGUAUCAUUUUAUGGUGCAUAGUUCAGUUGUUGAUCUUAUUAAUAGUAUUACUCAAAUAGUAGCACAAUUAUGCACAUUGGAAAGUUAUGAGAUGAAUCCUAUACUUAACGAGGUAAAUGGUGCUAUCUUCCAAGGUACAUGGGCUGCAGAUUACCCCAUGAUCCUCUUCGUCGCUAUUAAUCGGCUGGUAGCAGUAGUUCUACCUUUCAAGGUUGCAACAUUUUUUGGAGAAAGUUGGACAAAGUUUUACAUCUCUAUCUGCAUUGUAUUCGGUGUUCUAAACACAGCUGCUUGUUUAUCUGGAGAUAUGGCAUGCAUAUGGACAGCUAGCAUUCCUUCAUUUCAAUUCAUUGCCAAAAUCAAGAACUCCGCAUUAUCCACAAUUGUCAAUUUCGUGGAUUUUUGGUUUGCAGAGUUUGUCAUUUUAUGCAGUACAGCUUGUUACGUAAUCAUCUUCGUUUAUCUGCUGCGAAAGCGACGACUAAUUGCUUCAUCUCGCCACGAAUUUCCUCUGCUAUUCCAUUCUUGUUGUAUAUUCGGAGUCACUGGCAUCUCUUUGUAUCUAUGGCAUCGUCCAGCAUCUGAUAGUGAUCUGUAUCAUCAAGUGCUACAAACAGCAAUUGUGAUUCGGUUUGGAAUGCCUCCUCUUGCCGCUUUAUUAGUGAAUGAAUCGAUCCGUUGUCGGUUCUUCCACAUGAAAGAAGUGAGCGGGAGAUGUCAUACAUUAACAAUAUCAGGGCGAGAUUCCGGAGUCAGAAAAGGAACAGACAGAUUUGUCGUCAGCGUACUAGCCAUAGCAAGUUCACUAUUCACCAAAGGCCAAGAAAGCGAACGAGUGUGA
Messenger RNA from Cylicocyclus nassatus, 996 nucleotides. The record is from the annotation of a GenBank genome assembly. Lineage: Eukaryota; Metazoa; Nematoda; Chromadorea; Rhabditida; Strongylidae.